Metopolophium dirhodum (rose-grain aphid) is the source of this 1227-nucleotide messenger RNA. Its product is annotated as juvenile hormone acid O-methyltransferase-like. Lineage: Eukaryota; Metazoa; Arthropoda; Insecta; Hemiptera; Aphididae. The record is from RefSeq and is a predicted model, not a curated record.
UAUGGAAAUUACAUGAUUAAGAAGGUCUGUUAGGUAUUAUAUCUUGAACCCUAAUGUGCUUAUCACUCAACUAAGUAUAAAAGAGUAUGUUUUGUGAGAAAAUAUUUAGUUUGUUGAAAUGCAUUGCCCAGAGCAGUAUAUCAAAGAUAAUGGUAUGCAACGGAGGGAUGCCAGAGAUAUCUCAAAUAUAUAUAUAGAAAAAAUGGUAUGGAAAUCUAAUGAAAUAGUUUUAGACUUAGGAUGUGGACCAGGUGAUGUUACCUCAGAUAUUCUUUAUCCUUUUUUAAAGAAUAAAAUCAAUCAGUUGGUUGGUGUUGAUAAAUCAAUUGAAAUGGUAGAAUUUGCAAAAAAAAACUAUGGAUGCUCCAAGAUGGAUUUCAAAGUUCUGGAUAUAGAAAAUGCCCAUGACUGCUCUUUUUAUUCACACACAUUUAAUAAAAUAUUUUCAUUUUUCUGCUUUCACUGGGUUCAUAAUAAAGUUGAUUCCUUGCUGAAUAUGCACUUAAUGUUGAAAAGUGGUGGAGAAAUUCUGGUUAACUUCAUGUUAAUUAAUCCAUUGGUUGAAUUGUAUAAAUGUAUGGAUACAGAAUGGCAAAUAUAUAUUAAAGAUAUAAAGCAGAUGUCACAAAAUGUGUAUUCACAAGAUGAAAUAAGAGACAUUUUCACCAAGGCUGGAUUUCGAAUUAUUAAUUUAGAAUCAAGUAUCAAAAAAUAUACAUUUCCAGACUUCCCAUCUCUUUUAAGUGCCGUUAAAGCAGUAGAUGUUAUGUACAAUAUUUUGCCACAACAUUUGCAUGAUAGAUACUCCAUGCAUGUUAAAGAUAAAAUAUGUGAGCGACAAAUGGUUCAAAUAUGCCCCAUUACAGGAAAAAUAAUCAAGGCAUAUCUUCCUAUUACUGUGCAUGCUGUCAAAGAUUAAAAUUUUAAAUAAUUAAGUUAUAAUCCUCUAUUUACAUUAAGAGUUCUUCUUGGGUGUGCGUUUUUACAAUAGUCGGCAUCAUUGGGUGGUCCUAUCACUGCAUAACAAUCACAUUUUGUGACUAGUUGAGUAUAAUUGUCUUACUGAACUAAAAGAAAAUCGGGCACUGCCAAGAAAUAUUCUUAAUGUCUAUUGACUACAUAUUAUAUAAGAAACAUACAAAUGUAAUUGUUAGUUAGACUACAUAAUACUUAAAGGAAUAUUUAUUUUUAACUGUUUUUAAAUAUAAAUAUUAAUUAAAUAAGUUA